Messenger RNA from Porites lobata, 20043 nucleotides. The record is from the annotation of a GenBank genome assembly. NCBI's taxonomy places the organism in Eukaryota, Metazoa, Cnidaria, Anthozoa, Scleractinia, Poritidae.
GAGAACUGCACAUGUCCUCCUGUACUCGUUAACCUUAAUCUGACCAAGGACCUUCAAGAUAUUAUACAAAAUGUUUUGCCUGGAAAGAGGUGGAUACCUUUUAGAGCGACUGUAAACCGCUUAAUCUGUAGUUUAUCAGCAACUUCCGGUUACUGGAAUAUUUUUCGGGAGUACGACCCUCCAGAACAUAAAACAAAAUUUAUCGCAACAGAUCUAAUCAAGUCUAAACCAUUUGUUAAUAAAAAGAGGAAUCUGGACAAGGAUGUCUUCUUCUACGUCAGUUAUAUUAUAAAAAGUUUUCCAAAGGGCAAGAUCAUCGGAUAUGAUUAUGGUUACUUUGCGGUCAAACGUGACCCACCGAUCGCAAGCAUCAUGGGACCAUUAAAAGCUACCAAAGGAGAUGGAAAUAUCAUCCUUAAUGGAUCGUUGUUGCAUAACCCAGAACAAACCAAGCAACUCAACUUUACCUGGCUCUGCAGGCGAAUUUAUGAAAUUUUGCCUACUCCCUAUCAUAUUGCUGAUCUUCCAAAAGUGCGCACAAAUUUUUCAAGAGGUUGCUUUGGCUACGGUCCCGGAAUACUGAGCGUUACAACAAAUAUUCUCGUCGUUGAUGUGGACAAGAUGGAGGAGGGACAGACAUAUGUGUUUGAACUAAUCAUAACAAGUGGUCAAGAAACCUUUAACGCCAGUCAUCAAUUAACCAUUCAUCCGGAAAUUAAAUUUCUUAUUAGGUAAGCCAGUAGUUAUAGUAAUAAUGGACAGAAAACUGUUUACCAAACAAGGGAACGAGACGAAUGAGGCGACUAAAUCAAUGAGUUGAACGGGCUCAUCCUCGGUGUAUGAAUCCGUGGUGACGUAAAACAAAUAAGUCAACACAAAAAAAGGUACGAACAAAGAGAAAGUUUACAGGAUCAUACACCGAGGUAAACCUAAUAAACGAGAAAGGUGGACUGACCUGCAUGAUGAGGUCGUGACUAUAAUUUUUUUUUUUGUAUUCUUGAAUAAUUUUUCGAUUACUCCUUAUGUUGUUGCAUUUAAAAGGGCUCUUUUCAGAUUAUAUUUUUUAUUUGCAGUUGCAGUUACAACUGUGGCCCCAAAGCAGUUAACCCCAGCCAACGAACGGUCUUAAAAUCGAGCUGUACUGGAAGCCUUUGUAAAAACAUAACACGCUACGAAUGGCAUUUGUUUCAAUUAGACUCUGCUGAGGUGAACCGUUUUUGGAAAGACGUCACCGACUUAGAUAAGCGAAUAAACACACCUAACGAUAAUCCAGUCCUAGAGCUGGUUGGUAAAAUCGCUAAAAACGAGUAUUCAUUGAAGAUGAAUACAUCUUACAAGAUAAACGGUUCAAUUGAAGUGAACGGCAAGAAAAAAUAUUCGAGUCUCAAUGAGAUAACGUUUGAAACUAUGUCGCCUUUAUCAAUUCCCAACGACACUUGCAAAGUAACACCGACUGAGGGUGUUGCCUUGGAAACGAACUUUACUGUUGACUGUACUGGCUGGCAAUACCAAUACGCAAACCUAACUUAUUCCUUCAGGUAAGUUUCAUGAUUAUGAUUUGAACUGUUUAUCAUGAUUUGCAAGGAAAACAAGGGCAUGUGACUGAUGCAAAAUUAUUUAUUCCUUUUCGCGCAUUCUUUCUGUCAUUUUUAGUUAGGGGAUUAAAGCAAAUUAGAGAAAUAUUUUGAAUAAAUGAUCAUUUUGGUCAUACUCGAUGCUAGAGUUCUUUGAUUUUAUUCAUUAAAUUAAUUACCGAAUUCAAUUACACAAAUAAUCAAACUAACACAUUUAAAAACAAACGUAGAAAACCCUAAUAUUAAAAGUGAUAUCUGCAUCAAAAAAUUAGGAAAGUUUAUACAGAACACGAGGAUUCAAUAAAUAAAAACAAAAAAAAAUUGUCAAUAAUCAAUGAAAUACAGAAACUCAUGAAAAUUCGAAUCCUAAAUAUAAAUUCAUUGAAGCUCAAUAAUCCCAAUUAGUGGUCUAUUAUCAAUGCUGCGUUCUGAUUGGUUGAGCUACUACUGGACUAUGUGUUAUAGCCCACUAGUAGCGAAAAGCGCCGGCUUUUUGGCAGCGAAAAAUGAUUAAAGUCUUGCUUUAACUAGCUAAAGUUGUUUUGUCUCGAUAUUUUUUACCAACUAGUUGGAUUUUACUAAAACAAUUAUUUCUUUCGCCCCCAUGGCCUCUGAGUCAAUAGGCCAUUCGGCCUUCGGCCUCAUGGUCUAUUGACUCAGAGUCCCAUUCGGGCUCGAGGAAUAAUUGUUAAUUAUCAUUCGUUGCAGAUUUUUCUUCCUUUUCAUUGGUCGAGAGCCUAGCACGUGACCUGCAAAUAGCUGCCUCCAAAUAAUGGUCUGCUCAUGCUCAAUAUUGUCCAAAUGUGUUUGGCUGGAAAUAAUAUUUGGAUCAUUCGUAAAUGAAACCACGCCUUUCUCCUUCUUGCGAUCACUGUUGCGUCAAAAUGACAGAUCGACUCGCAAAUUAUUUAAAAGAAAAAAAACUCGCUGAUCGAAUGAUAACUUAGUUGUCGCAAAAUAUCGUGAUUUCGCAGAUCUGCUCGCCGCUAACAAAUCACGAUAUUUCACAUAACCUCGUCCAUGAGGUAUUAAUAUCAAAUAUUAAAGUUAAAUUUUACUGUUGUUGAUGGUUCUCACUUGCCCUUAGAUAUUUUUUCAGGUUUUCUUCUUUCUCUGAAUACAAUUAUUUUGCAAAUUCCAUUUCGGCCAGGAAAGGGCAAAUCCUUUUAAACGAGUACGUCAGAGCUCGUGCGUAAAGAAUUAUUUACAACUUGGGCAGGUUCGAUUGAAGGUAUUCUGGAAUAUGAAUAAAUGAAACAAACUUUGGAAAUCAUCUUUUGCAUUCAUUGCAAUGUUAUAUCCAGAAGUCUCUUUGAAGUAAAAUAUUUCGCUGAGAUUUGGGCUUUCCGGAGACAGUUGCUUUUGAGAGGAAAACGAGUAAGUGCCCGAGCAAAGUGACGAGUUACAACGACGAAAAUAAUGUCGUAUAUUCGACAAUAAAGUACAAAUGAAGUGCAAAUACUGGUCAUUUCUUAAUCGGGACAAUUCUUUGUAGUUGUUGUUGUUGCUGUUGUGUGUUUUUUAUGUUAUUUAUUAAUUUUUUCGGAUUUUAGGCAAUUUACCUUAGAUUUAAGCGAAAAUGUUAACAAAAAAUAACUAAAAUAGGUUCGUGUUUUUUCUUGUUCUAGUUAUUCUGCAUAUUUGACGCUGACGUCACUUUGUUCAUGCAUUAAGUAAGUUUUUUCCUGUAUAAAGCGACGGCCCCCUAAAAGUAACGAAAGCCAAGAUUUGUAACAAAACAUUUGCUAAUUCUCAUUCCGGAUUACGAUCAAUCGAAUGCACCAUAUGUUUUCUAUUGGCUGGACAAUUAAAUAAAAAUUUUGUUAUAAGAUAAGUGAUGCUCUAUAAAUUUCACUUUCGUAUUAAUUUUCUCACUCCUAAGCUGUAAAUUUCUUUAAUGUUUUUCUAGGUACAUUACAGCUUUAACUGGGUUGGUUAUUUUGGAAAGUAAAACCCAAAACCAUAGUAUAUCAACAAGCCUUCCCAGUACAGGGAAUCAAUCUGAAGACUACAAUCUCAAGAUACUCAUUGUCAUUGAAGACACAAACGGCGCGAGUCAUUCAGACAAGUUAAUUGUGAAGGUACAUUUAUGGAUAAUAUGAGCUGGAUUAGACGUAUUUGUUUUUGUUUUGAACGUUUUGGGGGGCUUUUUUGUCAGAUUCAUGUAUUAAAGAAGUCUUGUUGCAAUGGUACCAGACGGUUUUUCUUGGUACUUUUCAGAGUCUAAUCAGUUUUUGUUAAAGAACUCUUCAUUUUAUUAUGCCAAGAACAAGUCUUUUGAUACAUCUGUACAUUCAUAUCAUCACAUCGCAACCGAGGCCAGAUCUCACAGGGAAUGGUCAAGAAUGGUUAGAAUUUCAUGCCAAGUGACAAAAGCAAGAGAUAUUACUGUAAAGAGUGAGGUCUUUUAGUAACUCGCAGUAACUGCCAGUGUACCAUGGUCUAGAAGUUAGACGGUUGACCUCUGGGUAGGACCUUUGCAUUUGUGGGUCAAUUGGUGCUGCCCUUAAAGGAGCUGUCUCAGCAAAAUUUGGAAAUUACAAAAUGCCCGUUAAAUUAAGAGAAACCUAAACCUAACCGCUUAAAACUUUAAAGGAAAGUUAAAAUAACAUAACAGAAACAACAGAUGCCACGGAUGGGCAAAACUGAAGAAGAUUGAAACGGAUUGAAGUUAGGGUUUUUGAAAACUGUUCAGCCUAACAGUUUUUCAAAGUUGAUUCCUGUUGCUCGCAACUUCAAAAAUAAUGCUCAGGAGACAUAUUUGUUUGUCAAGGAUCUCGGAUUUUGUCAUUUACAUGUGAUUUCUUUGCUUACUUUAAGUUCCAUAGCGAUUGAGGGCGAGUAAUUGGCAAAAUUUAACAAAAUGAACUGGACUGCCGUGACAUAGCCCCUUUAAAGACUUUAAAAUACAUUUGAAAAAGAAAACAAUUCCAAGGUUCAGCUCCCACUUCCUACCUAAUGCGUUCAUAAUGCGUGCGCCUCUUUAGUUUUCAAUAGCCGUACAAAGGCGAGUGCCACUGGGAAAAACAAAAAGAGUGACCUUGGGCCAAUUUUUCCAAAUUGAACUGUUCUGUUUUCUAAAUCAAUUAUUUUUAAAAAAUAAAACAUUGAAUUGAACUUUAACAGUCAUAUACGGGUGAAAUAUACAUUAAACAGCUAGUGCGUGAGCAGACAAGUUGUGUCUACUCGACAGGUGUCGAGUGGACAAAUGUAUCGCAUUAGUGAAUGUGCAAGGGUGACUCGGACCGUUGAGUGAACUAAGCAGAUGCAAGUCUGUCGAGGAGACUCAACUUGUCUAGUCGUAAGAGUUGUUAACGUAUUUUCCACUCGUAUCAUGUCGACAGAAUUGGACAUGAUCUUUGCAAGUCUCGAGAAAGAUGAGACUAAUUUUCAAAAAUUGAUUUUAAAAAAAUGGAUCUCCGACCAUAUUUGUAUAGGUAAUAGCAUGAUUAGUAGUGAUAUUCGGCAUAAAUACCACGAGUGAUAUUUCGAAAUUGUUAUACGUAAAUUCAAGAGCCGUUAGGCAAGUGAAAUUUGAGACAAUUUCGAAAAAUCACGAGUGGUAUUUAUGCCAAAUAUCACGUAUAAAUCAUGCUAUUAUUUGUUUAUACUACUAUCCUCAAAAGGUUUGUAAUUUUCACAUGUAGGUAUUUCAAAUUAAGCUGAAAUACCACUGCUCUAAGCCAAUCAAAUUGCAGAAAUUUCUCAUGUAGUAGUAUAAAAGCUUAAAUGUCGCGAAGCAGGUCAUUUACGAAGUUUUUGAUAGCAGUAGUGGGUUUUAAGUUGUUGUUGUUUACUGUUAUUGCUUUUGUUUUACAGCAGCAACCCUAAGGUAGAACAACACUGGGUUUAUUGUCUUGAGCCUUCUGUGCUGAAGCAAAUACAGUUUACAAUGUCUAUUAUCUACAGCAUCUUUCUUUCAUUUUGCUUUUGCAUGAAUUGAAGUCAAAACAACUGUACACUUAGAUCGCGAAGCCCAGACUUCUCAGGAAUCUAAAUAUGCUUCACUGCUACCGUAAAAUUCCGAAAAUAAGCCCCUCCAUGUAUAAGCCCCUCCAAAUAUAAGCCCCCCAAGCUCGUAACGCACAAAAACCUUCCGUUAAAUCGCCCCUCCAAAUAUAAGCACCCUGGAGGGCUUGUACUUGGAAAUUGCCCUCAAAUACAAAGUAAAACAAAGCAAAAACCGUAAAUUUCCUUUAAACUAUAAGGCUAACCCAAUCGAUUUUGAAACGCAAAUUUCCCUCCAUUGAUAAGCCCCUCCAAAAAUAAGCCCCUCAAAAAGGGCCUUUCAAAAAUAUAAGCCCGGGGACUUAUUUUCGGAAUUUUACGGUAUGUUCAUAAAGGUUAGGCCAUCUAGAAAGACAUCAAAUGUGACAGAUGCGAUUGAUGACUUGUUGGAGAAAGGAGACGUACGCGGAGCUACCACUACAGCCAUUUCUUAUCUUCUUGGUUCCAGUGACAAUCAGGUAGGUGUUUAAGGAAUCCAUAUCUGAACUCAACGAGUCACGUCAUGUUCACUUCACUUCACUUUCAUACACAGAACCACGAAAGUUGAGUGCAUUCUCUACAUACCGUACUUAGUACGUGGAAAAAGAGCCCUGGCGCUUAUGAAAAUUUCCUUGCCUCAAGGAAAGUUAAACGCGACAAAGAGUUUUAUCAACUAGGCUAUUAUUAUUUACCGAAUUAAAUUAGCAAAAUUAACGUCUUUUUAUUUUGAUUAUAUCAGGGCCCCUGAACUUAUUCGGGGCGCGGGGCUUAUUAGUUGUUUUCUCCCAAAUGAGGCGCUUAUUCGAUGAUCUGAGUUAACACGGGAACCCAAAUUUGGAUUUCUACUGAACACGUUCUAGGUCCCAUGUUAAAUCUUACAACAUUUGCUCACUUGAAACAUAUGAAACCAAGAAAAUAUCAUAAAGAGUCCCAAAUUUUGAGAACGGAAUGAACACUUCUCUUACUCCGCCUCUGUUCCCCCUAAAGAAAAACAAACAAUCAAACAAAAAACAUAAGCGUCCACUGGGGAAAAUCGGGCAAUUACCAUUACUCUUUACUUAUUAUUUUAGAAGAAGGACACCAUUUUGAGCUCCAUGGCUGCGGUUAAUAUCACAAAGAUCAGCGAGGCCACUCAGCUUACAACUAUUGCUGUUUUGGCAACGCAAGAUAGGGACGGAAUUCCUCUUGAAACCAUGGCAAGUAUUUAAUCAAUAAUGGCCCAUUUUAUGCUGAAGAGGACCUACAACUUCGAGCGAAUCCUGUUUGAGCAAAUCGAUUUUUUUUUCCUGGCAUACUAACAGAAUAUUUUAACUGUAAGUACUUCCCUAUAUGUACGCCGGAACGUCUAGGAUACCUCCUCGGGAUUUCGCCUUCUCGGCGAAAUCCCUGUGGGGGCAACAGUGUACGGUAUUCUGUUUAGUACGUCGAUUUAACUCCCUAGGAUGUUAAAUGCGGGAAUUGAUGGAUGUAAAACAAAAUUAACUGGGACCCACCUAUGACCAACACGUCUAGAGAUAACUGGUCCUGAAGUGUUUUAACGCUUCAUUCCAGAAUGUCCGGUAUGUUAAAAAGAAGUGAAAUCGAGACAAAAUGCAAAAUAACAAAGCGGAAAUUAUGUUUGUUGUGUUAUGUUAUGUUUUAUUGUUUUUUUGUUUGUUUGUGUUUUCUUUUAUCAACGAGGGCAUACCGUUUUUACAGCAAACGGCUAACUUCUCCGACGUUAACUUUGACGUCUGUGGAAUAAAAAUGGCCGGCAGUGUUCAGGACGAAGUGCGCUUGUUCAUUCCGCGAAAGCGAAAAGCGAAAACCGUAUAUUUUGGGUGCCAACUUUUGUUACCUGUCAUUAAAUUAUAUUGUCGAGAGACACUAUUUGACAUUUUACGGGACAAAAACAUCUCUUCAGGCACAGUUUUUCGCAUUUUAUUAGUCGAAAGAAUAACCUAAUGCCCUGUAUAAUUGUUUUAUUAAUACAGAUUUGGCUGUAGCAGUUUAAUCCAGGUACCUUCCUCCUUCAAAACUUGAUGAUGACCAAACUUUGAUUGAGUGAAUUUCCUUUUUCGUAGGAGAACACUGCUAGUGUGCUAAACAAUACAAUCAUCUUUCUCCUCAAAAAUGCUGUGAAUAACAGAGAUGUGGUUGAACAGAACAUUGGCAAAAACGCUAUAAAAGGAUUGUCCAAUAUUCUUCACGCCUCUGCCAACGUGCCCGACAAUCAGGUAAACUUGGGAUUUGGACGUUUAAAGCAAAUGGGAGCGAGAUUCGGGAACCCUAUUACAAAACCCUCAAAUAACUCCACCACUCGAAGUACAUAUCAUACCCAAACUCGCAGUUUUUGCAUUCUUUGAGCUAAUAAAAUUCUUAUUUUAUAUCAUGGACUAGCCCGUGCAAGUUAAAAUGAUGUGGUAGUUCCCUCAAAGACCAAGUGAAACCUGACAUUAAUCAUUAUUACAUGACAGGCUAAAAAUGUAACUGAGAGAAUCCUUUCCUUGGUGGAUACACUUGCAACAGCACUUCUCUCCAUAAAAACAUCUGGCCAGAGACAGAGUGUCUAUGACAGCGAUUUCAUCAAAAUGAGACUUUGGCGACAAAGGCCAAAAAAUCUUGGAAACAAAACUUUCAGUGGACACGAGGAGGAGGGAAAUGUGACUUUUCCAUCUGCCGACGUCAUAUUUGGCAGCGACGAAAAGAUUCAGAAACAAGGAACUGUCGAUACCCAGGUGAGUUAUCAUCAUCUGCCCAUAAAUCCGAGACUCCGAGACCCUUCGGUAAAAAAAAGAGACGUCGAAAUCACCCGAAAACGAGAAGUUGAGACCCAUCAAAAACGCUUCCGAGAUCUCGAGAUCAGCCCAAAAUUGUCCGAGACCACGUUUUUCGAGGUAACAUUCUAUACGCCUGCCAAGCUUCUUUCGCCAUUCGUGCAGGACUGUUAGUUUUCUGCUACCUAUAUUGACCCAACAGUUUAGGUUACCAACAAAUAACUUGCUGCACAUAUGGGCAUCAAAACCUUUUUUCUAAAGCAAUUGUAUUAAAUACAUUCAAAUAAUAUAUAAAUUUUGCCAAGGCUAAAGGCCUAGCUUACGUUAAAUAGGCAUCCACUGAAACCUAAGCCCGAGAUAAUCGGCAAACACUUGCUAGCGGAGAACUUCAACAAACACGUAACCUCGAUGGGUCGACACCUGAGCCCGCAUACGGUCAUGUGAAACUGAUCAGCGGAUACCUUGUUUUGCCACUGACAACUGUCAAUUGACCACAACAUGGAUGGAAAGUAUCAGGUUGCAGGCUCCCACACUAGACAGAGAGUUUGACAUUUAACGUUGCUUGCCCUGUGGUGCGGACGGACGAGCAGUCGGGUGGAACUACGGUCACAUGAUUACCAGAAUUUUUCGGAUGGAUAGAUUAGGAGCCCCACUCGCGCCCUCUUCGAGUGAUUGCGUCCGCACCCUCCAAAAUUCUUACAGACCGGUAAGAGAAAGUCGUCUCUUUUGACUGAUGAAUUAUACAAUAUUUUUUUCUUUGUUUCUCUUUUCUUUUCUUUUUAUUUUUUAUCUAGAUUGUAACUUUUAAGGACAACCCAUACUUAUGGUCGGAUACCUCGAGAUUAAUCAGAUCGGCGGUUUUGAACCUGGAUUUAAAGAUGACGAAUGGAUCACACCUUCAGAUCUCGAAUCUUAGUGAGCCUAUAAAACUGUUCAUUCCAAUAAAGGGAUCAAAGGAAACGGAAAUUGCACAAGAUCAUUACUUUGUUAACUCAAGUGUUAUUCGAUAUCACAAAGUUAAACUUAGAAGUGCCCUCGAAACCGUUGUCGUAAAAAUAAUACCAGACAAAGAUGCUCUUUUGGACAUUUUUGUAAGUGCUGGUGUAAAACCAAAUGCGGAGAACUACACCUUUACAAGACGAAUUCCAGAUGACUCCGAUAACACUUCGUGUAAAUUUAUUUAUCCCGGCACUGGUUUCAUCAACUGUGCAAUCAACCCAUAUAUGUUUUCAUUUUCGAGCAACUUGACAGGAGAUCAUUUCAUAGGCAUCCGUCUGGUGUAUGGCAGGACCAAGCCUGUGUUGAAAUCUUUCGUAAAAAGCCACGUCCGACGGAAGCGUUGGUGGAUUACUGUGAAGGAGCCUCCCACUACUCCUAUCUCGACAAUAAGGGUUGUGCCAAAGUACGACAGUAAGACCGACGUUAAUUACUCAAUGUCAGUUAAAAUUGGGACCUGCCUCUACUGGGAUGAGAAUAAACAGGAUUGGACAAGUGAAGGAUGCAAGGUAGGUCUAUUACAGUUGACUCCCGAUAACUCGAACCCUCGCUAACUCGAACCUCGCGCUAACUCGAACCAAAAUCUAUUUCCCCCGGAUUUCCGUUAUACAUUUACUGUAAUUUUACCCUCGGUAACUCGAACCCUCGAUAACUCGAAUCUCCCGCUAACUCUAAGUAAUUUUUGUUUCCCCUCAGAUCAUUUCUAUAUAAUUUUACCCUCGAUGACUCGAACCAUGUUUUGAGCCCUUAAAAAGUCGGGGAAAAAACAGUGUACUGGCGUCCGAGACAUUGAAUUUUGAAUUUCCCAUUGACGUGUUGUAGGCAUGUAGUUACUAGUGGAGGCUUAUGUCGUUUGUUACAAAUCUAACUUGAAACAGUAAAACGCAUGCUUAUUUACGCAAUGUUUUGUUACGUUACCUUCUGAUUUAUAAUCUAGAAUUAUCUUUCAAUUUUCACUUAACAUUUCUACAAUUGAAUGUGAUUAAAAUGUUCACUAUUCAGUAAAAACUGUUUUUUCCUUAUUCCCGGCUAUUUUCUUCGAGCUCCCGAUAACUCGAACUCCUGAUAACUCGAACGUUUAUCGAUUUCCCUUGAAGGUUCGAGUUAUCGGGAGUCGACUGUAGAUUUUUCUCAUCAAUAUCAUUAGCUUGAUGUUCAUGAUCACUAUCACCAUUGUCAUAAUCACCAUCUUUGCCAUUAUCGUUGUCAUUAUCAUUAACAAUGGCAUUGUUAACUAUUGCCAUCGCAAUCGUCAUCAUCAUCAUCAACAAUGUCAUCGCCAUUGGCAUCGUCAUUUCCAUUUAUAUUGUCAUUGUCAUUGCCAUUACUAUAAUCAUUAUCAUUGUCAAAGUGGUUGCCAUUACCAUCAUCAUACAUGCAGAAAUGAUGCCAUGUUCCUCGCAAUUAAAUGAGAGCGAAUUUUACUGGAUCUGAAAUCCAAGUUCAAAAAAACACAAAUAAGACGCCAUUUACUAUCUUCAAAAAGUUAACAAGCAAAAUUAUUCUUGUUACACUAAGACAGUUUGAUUUCAAACUAUGUAUUUCAUAUAAAAUAUGGCGAAUUCACCACUUUCCAGUUUCGCGCACUAACGUUUUAACGGUAUAUCACCAGGUGGAGACCAAUCAGUUGUUUGGGCUAAUUUGGUUUCGCCCCUCGUUUGUCGACUUGACCUUCUACUUUAGUAAAGUCCCUAUACUUAAAGGAUCUUUCCCGUGCAUUCUAUUUGUUUUGGCGUUUGCUCCAUACUAAAAGCUCAGUGACUCUUAUAAUUUCUAUUGUUUCCUGUUUAAAAGGUUGGAUCGGAUGAAGGCAGUGGUACUCUGCAAUGUUUGUGCAAUCACCUGUCAGCAUUUGGAGGCAAUUUGUUUGUAGCUCCUAACCCUAUCGACCUUGAAGCAGUUCGGAAACGAUUCAUAGAUCCAGAACCCGACGACUUUGUCGUUCUUGUAACUGUGUGCAUUAUAUUUGGCAUUUACUUUAACGGUCUUGUACUUGCCCGUCGAGCCGACAAUAACGACAAACGGAAGGUCAGUAAAGUUUCAAGUAUUACGAAGAACCAGUUUAUUAAAAGCUGCUUUAAUCGUAUAGAGAUUGCCGGACUGAAACCGCUACACAGUUAGCUCGGUUAAACAGGGGAGAGUCUGUCGAGGGAAGGUCAUGAGCUCAAAACCCGUUAGCACUUUUAACAGGAGUUUUCAAAAAGCGUCUAAGAUCGUACUGGCAGAGAAUCAAAAUCUUGUCUCAGUUCAGCUAAUUGCGUCCCAAUCUUUGGACGUUGACGUUAGGCCGUCAGGCUUUAGCGCUCAUCAAAUUUCACUUUAGUUAUUCGUUUGAUUGUGGCGCAUGCUACUGGAUUGCUUUGCCACCCACCCACCCUGGGUUGUUAUGCACGAGGAUGGUAGCGAGUUUUAUUACUCUCAUCGUUUUGACGACUGUCAGUUUUACUGAACAAUGACUUAUCUCUGUGCCAAAACACAAAUUGUGUGUGUCAUUUGUCUUUGGCGUGGGGUGGGGCGGGGGGGGAAGCUGGGCCUGUCAGGGAAUUUCAGACCCUAACGUUAUUGGCUUCACGUGGUUCUUGUCAUUAGAACUGACUAAUCUAAUAAAAAAGAGGGAGAGCACGAAAAGAUGAGGGAGUUAAUACUAAGGAAAGGCUAGAGCUGGAUCAGUGGACGAAAACUUAUGACGUUACAAUUCAAAUUCCAAAAGAACACCAAUGAAAAAAGUUUAAGGUGCCCGUUAUUAGAUAAGAGAGGUUAAUCCGUAUCAACUUUCCAAUUCGCGACAUAACCAAUGUAUCCUACAAAGAAUGUUGGCCGUUAUUUUGUUGAGAGAGAAAAAAAGGAGCGUAUCUUCGAGAGUGUGUGUCUUUAAAUGUUUCAUCUUAUAAUAGUUGUUCUUAUAUCAGCUUAACAGUUCUUCUUAUAUAUCAGCUUAACUUUUUAUAAUCUUUAUUUUAGGUCGUUGCAAAUGUGUUCGUAACUACAUCCUUAAAUAUGGAUGGCCACAAUACCAAAGGAAAAAGAGAGAGAGUGGAUAACCCAUUUCAGUUAUAUUCAACCGCUGAUUCUUCUGACAAAAACGUUUACCACCUAAGCAUCGAAACGGGAAUGUGGAUAAACAGUGGGACAUCUGCAAAUGUUGCACUUAUAAUAAAUGGUGAAGAAGGAAGCAGUGGAGAGAUUUCGUUGACAGAUCCUUUGGCCAGGAGAAAAUUAUUUUCGCGUGGAAGCGUCAAUAACUUCAUCCUUGCUUUGACAACUUCGUUAGGAAACCUUACAGAUAUCAUUAUAUGGCAUGACAACAAGGGAUCCAAUCCGGCCUGGUUUCUUCAAGAAAUUGUCGUAACAAACCAGCAAACAGAGGAAACUUGGUUCUUUUUUGCCAAUCGGUGGCUUUCGCUCGACAAAAGAAGUGGUUCUGUUGAGGUCUAUCUUGAACCCGCGAAUAAGGACGGACGUUCCUUAUUUAAACCUCUUUGUUACGGAAGAACGGCGCGAAACUUAAGCGAGGGACAUAUCUGGAUUUCAUUGUUCACACGACCUCCACAAAACCCGUUUACGCGAUGCCAGAGAUUAUCAUGCUGCCUUUCUCUUCUUUUCACAGCCAUGGCUACCAACGCUGCCUUCUAUGAAUUCGGUAAUACCCAGACUGACACCUUCAAAUUUGGUCCCCUGGUCAUGAGCUGGAAACAAGUCAAAAUCGGAAUUCAAAGCAGUCUGAUAGCCAUCCCACCUAACUUACUCGUGACGUUAAUGUUCAAGAACAUAAGAUCAAGUGGUGAAUUCUAUGAUACAGUAGAGGGAAGUAAGAAAACAAAGACUCGGGGUUUCCUGCCACCGUUUUUUCUUUACAUCGCUUGGUUGUUUUGUCUUGCCAUUGCUCUGACUGGAGCCACCGUUACCGUGUUAUAUAGCCUCACAUGGGGGGCAGAUAAGUCCAACCCAUGGUUGACAUCUAUACUGGUGUCCACUUUUCAGGAUAUCCUUAUCAAUCAGCCUGUCAAAUUGGUAGUCUUUGCGAUAGUGCUAUCACUUUUAAUCAAAAAGCCACCAGAGCAUGAAACUGUCGUAGGGCCAUCUUUUUUUCAAAGCCCAAAGGUAAAUAACGUCAAAGCCAUGCCUGCCGAAGACAACGAAGCUGAAAAAGAAUUCUACAGUAAAAAGUGGUACAUGGCUCAAGCUUUGAAAGAAUUUCUAUCAUUUGUGGUUUUAACUAUCUUCCUCAUGUUUGUGUGUUAUGGAGCUCAGGACCCAUCCCGAUUCCAACUCACCAAUUCCACGAUCAGCAUACUUGGUGACUUUAAUGAGGUGAUUAAAGGGUUCCCAGGGGGUUGGGAAAAGCUUUCUUUAUACAUUGGAAUCCCGAUAUAACGAGGUGUUAAUUUAAAGGAGAAGGAAAUAUUAUACAACUAUCCCCCGAAGGAGAGGUGAAUAGUGGUGGUGGUAUAUACAGAGACGCGAAGCGUCGAGGUAUAUAUCUAGCGCUGUUCUCCGACCCUGAGGGGGAUAGUUGUUUUAGUAUUUAUCAGAUCAGUUGGGUAAAAACAAAAAAAGAAACUUUUUGUACAUUAAAAUUGGGUUGCACGUGACGUCACCAAAAAUCAAACUAAGAAACUAUCGAUUCUUCUGAGUUUCUACUUUCACGAGGUGUUACAGUACCUAAACAUCUUUACAUAAACAAAUUUUUGGUUCGAAAGGGUUCUUCGUUUUGCGAGAGAGGACGCUUGAAUUUCCAGGCUUUUGCGUGACGCGGCAUUUUGCUGGCGGCCGGGAAAGCUCUUAUGUGGGUUAGAAACAUUACCGAUUUUGGGAGAUUUUGCAAUCUAAACAUUUCUUGUCUCAGAAUAAAUAUUACUGCGAUCUUUAUGAGUUCCUCAUGCGAAGAAUUCACGCAUUAGUAGGAAAACUCGAGAACAGAUGUUUCUGUUGGUAUCCGGCGGCCAUAUUGGUGUUCCUGAAAGGGACACCAACAUGGCGUUUCCAUACAAAGCUUAAGCUUUAUAAAUUUAGGUAAACCGAUUUUCCCAAUAUCUCGCAUUUGAAAUAUUUCACAGACCUGAUUCUUGGCAAGGGUUUUUAUAUAUUUAUCUUUUUUCAUUUACCAGAUUCUAGUCCUUCUGUACUGAAUGGUUUGCAUUUUUAUUUUUCAUUGCGUGACAGUGCAAGCCGAGAAUUAGUUGGAACGUUGUUUCCAAUUUACAAACAUUUCGGGGAUUUUGUAAAGUAGGUGUCUACGAUUUUGUCGCAAAUUCAGCAUGGAAAUAAUUUUCCACCUACCAGUUAACACCAACAAGCCAAAGUUCGUCGCUUUUUUGGUAUUUCUUUGUGCGACUGCUUCAUUUAUCGCUCAAAAGCCGUCUUUCAAAAACGUCUGGAAAUGAGACGCCAGCUUCACUCUGGUCGCAAAACAGUGAAUAGCCAAGGAUAUUCCAAGUUACAAGAGUCAAUCAAUACGCGCGAAAAUUGCUAUUCACUGAUUUGGUAAAUACUAAUGUUCAUUAUAACAAGGGUAUAUUAUAUCGGGUCACUCAGAAUUCGGUACGAUUUGAUAGUUUCCAGCUGUGGAACUGGGACAAACAGUGCCGUCUGUUGUCCUGUGUUUCGUUAUUAAUAGUAUUCGUUAUGGCGGGAUUCUAGUGUUGUGGAGAGAGCAACAAUUGUUUUUGUGUAAUUCCUGUAACUCAACAGAAAAGUCUCCAACACAAGUUUAAUUUGACGAUUUGCUGUAAUCCUUUCGUCGUUUUCAAACGUAAAUCAUAGGAAUUGACGCAGGUGAAAAUUCUUCUAUGGAAUACUUUCCAACAACAGUGCAUAGCCUUACGUUAUCAAAUCUCCAGUAAGAGUUGUUCAUUACGGAAGAUGUCACUGCCUUAUUUAUGAAACGUUGUACAUGCGGAGGGGGAGGAAAAGAUGUUCAAAAAAACCGCCACAUUCACUUUGGAAAUUAAGACACGGAGUCGUCCAGACCCUAGUUAAUCUUUAUCUAUUGUUAAUUUCUCUGUUACAAUGUUGUUCAAGAUGUUCUGUCAUUAAUUUUUUGUUCACUGUUUGUAACUGUUUUACAACUGUCGUUACAUAAAUGCGACUGAAAAAAAAAACAUCAAACCAGAAAUAAACUGUAAAUUAUAAAUGAUGCGAUGACAGCAGUUCUUCCAUUUUCGAGACGAAUUUAUUUUGGGGAAUAGUCUCUUGACCAUACUUAAUCAAACCUUUACACUUGAACUAUACUGGUAGAGUAUCGUAAGAGAUACAAGGUAAAGAACGGCAACACAUCAUAGAACAUUUACCUUUCGUUGCGAAUAAGAAAUGAUCCCCAAAAUGGACUGGUCCUCGACUAAGUGAUCCCCAAAGUUGAUGAUCCAAAACUUUGGAAUGGAUUUUAUGUGAUUACUUUAUAACAAAGGGAACCUUUUUCUCGCGCCUUCUAAAGAAAAAAGGGAAGGAGGACGCUUCAGGUCAAUUUACCCAAAAAAAAAAAAAGAAAUAAAUCUGAAAAGGAUAUGGUAUCAACAAACCUUCCAUUGUCAAUUGUAAUUUUCUUUUAAAGAACUGUUUCGUCGCUGAAAAUUUAAGACAGUUACGCAGAAAAAACUCUAUUAUUUUAACGCCCAAGCUCAACUUGUCUACUGAGGAAUACAAAGCCGGGCACCCUCUACAUAACAAGAGCUUUAUUGACUUUACUGAUCUUUUUAGAAGUGUCCAAUUAAUUUUCAGAAUAUUUAGUUUUGAUUUUUCUCUGAAGUGUUAAUUUUACGUGAUAAACAGCAAGACAUUGGUUCGUAACUUAGGAGUGUCCCAGGCCUGGGAGUGCCCGUUACGAAACAAGACAUGAUUUGAAAUAAACACACGUCAAAAUGCCCCCGAACUUAUCAAUGUCCACAGGUUUCGGUUUAUUUUGAAAGAGCACCUUGCUUACAGCUCAUGAACAUGUUGCGAAUAGUUAUAUUGACGCUUAUAUGUAUAUCCAUUUGUUGUGUCUUUGCUGGAGACAGUUACCAAGAAUCUAAACCUGGUAAUGAGAAACGCAAAAGCGAGGCAAGCGGUAGUUAUCGAGUGACAAAACAUCGUAGGAACCGUCACAUUCACGGACUAAAAAAAAAAGUCGCUUAUAAUUAUUCGGAUCCAUGAGGCACUUUAAAGAAAAUUAAACAACCUAAAACCCUUAUUUAGCCGCAAUGAAAAGCAUUGCAUUGGAAAAGAGGUCAAAGGAAAUGCUCUUGCAUUAAAGGACAAAUCAUGCCGACCAGAAACAACAAUAACUGCCGAAAAUGCGUGUCAUGACCUCUCAGUAUGAAAUAAGCGGCAAAAAUCACAUUUGCUCAAACAAAACGUUUUCCUUCAGAGGUAUAAUCUACCCGCCAGAGAGAAAAUUCAUUGGCACAAGCAGCAUUUUGGCAUGAGUUAAAAGUCGUGUGUUGCCUACCGACUUCGUUUUUACACUUGAAUGAUUUUUUCAUUUAGUUUUUAUUCAUGUAUUUAUUUUAGAACUGAAAUUUAGCGUUUAAUCUUACUUUUUGUAAUAAUAAUAAAAUAGACACGAUGAUCCACUAACUCGAGUCUAAGCCAUUCCUAUUUUUCUUUCGGGAUCACUUGCGGUCAACUUUGGGGAUCACUUGCGGUCGAGGAUCAUUUGCGGUCCAUUUUGGGAAUCAUUUGCCGUCUCGGGAUCAUUUGCGGUUGGGGAUCACUUGCGGUAUUGUACAGUACUGUAACAUAAUUUCAUGUUGUAGGUUACCAUAGCAAGUAAUGCUCGAUUUUACCAAAGCAAUGGACUGGCAUUGAUACCACCGCCCACUACCUUCUGUAAAAAAGCAUAACCUAACUACUUGCUAUGUUUAAUAAUUUAAUAAUCGCUGCUUCGUUAUCAGGUGGACAGUAAGGACUCUCUGUGGACAUGGAUUGAGAAUGACCUGCUUCCUAGCCUGUACAACACUACAUGGUACAACGGGCAGCUAUUUGAGUACAAAGAAGGAUUCAUAAGCAACAAAAAAGCCUUUAUGUUAGGAAUGCCACGGCUGAGACAAUUGAGGCUAAAGAAAAGUAACUUAGGUUUCUAUCUACAGUCCUGCCAAAAGCUUUUGGGACACGAAAUUUGCAGCAAGCCUGCAACUCAAACUUAUAAACAUUACCUUUGAAAGGUCAGAAUUUCUCCUCAACGCCUCUGAUAAAAGUUGAGGUCCAUAACUUGCACAAGAUAUCGUGAAAUGUUAUUUACCUUCUAGAUCUUAAACCUAACACAGACUGUCCAGACGUAGAGUGGAUUAAAUUUGAUUUCAAAUCCUGUAAAUGAAAGACAAAGUAUCCAGCCAAACCGUUUUGACCAGGACUGUAGAUUUAGGGUACUUCAGAGCUUCGUUGACGCAGUGUUUAAAAGUCGAGUUUAUGCUCGCGUAGCCACCAUGCUGAAUUCUAAAAAAGUCUAGGAAUUGGUUAAUCUUUCUCAGUGAUAAAAUCAGAGAUUGCGGCUACGGCAGUAGGAAUAAAAACAAUUAGCUUUCGCUUGCCAAAAAAAGCGCCCGCAAUGCUGAUUAUCAAUAAGAGCCUCUUGGUCUAUGUGUAUUAAAUAUUGCACCGAAUUAUUGGAAUUUAUAAAUCUUUCUCUUUUUUCGAGGAGAGGGGUAGAACCAAAAAAUAGAAAAAAAAAACCGUAUCCGACCAAGGGAGUGAAUAAAAAACAACUUCAUUCUACAUUAGCAGUGUUACAUCUUCAUUUACUGGAAUUGAACCUGGGCCUAAUUGGUAAGAGGCAACUGCUCUCACCAUUGCGUUAUCUUGUUUCUCUAACCCCAUCGUUAUUAAAGUAAGGCCAAUAUAGUACUGACAGGUUCAGUCGACAUAUUUAACUCUUUCCUGCUUGGGAGACAAAUGUGGAUAAAAGUCGCUCUUCUGAUCUCAAAAAUCCCCAAGAUUGCCAACUGUAUUUUUAUGAGUUACUUCAGAUUUGUUGUUUUCCCAGGAACCCAUUAAUUAAAUAGUCAUUAAUGAUGAUAAACGAAAAAAGAAUGUCCUAUUGCGCGUUACAAAAAAAUAUUCAUUGAGAAAACAAAGCCCCCUUAAUAGUGAUGAACGCUAUCCAAUGAAAUUUAUGCUUUUGUUUAGAUGAGGGAUGUUCUGCAGAUGUAUUAAGGAUAGCCAUUAAAGACGUUUACAGAAGCUGUCAUCAAACAUAUUCAAGUGAUACCGAGGACACAACUUCAUUUCAUGGUCCAAAGUGGAGCCGCUUGGAAAACUACAGCCAUUUUGAAUCUAUCUAUCAUAACAUCUAUCAGAAACCAUGGAUAUACCAAAGUGCCUCAGAGAUUAAUACUCUUUCUCACUACGCUGUGGAAGGGAAGUAUGAUGGCGGUGGCUUUGUAGCUGAUUUAGGCUACAACUUUACAACCGCUUCAAUCGUAGUACGAGAACUUAAGAAGUACGAUUGGGUUGAUGAACGUACUGCUGCUGUCUUUAUAGAGUUUACGCUGUUUAAUCCAUCGACGUGGCUUUUCUGCGACGUCAGAAAUGCCUUUGAAGUGUUGCCAUCUGGCAAGGCUGUCACUUUGGCAAACGUGAGAGCAAUUUCGCUGUAUCCGUCGCCAAAUCAUCGUUUACAGUCAUUCUAUGAGGCAUGCCAACUUUUUCUUCUUGUCGUAAUUGUGGUAUUUUUUAUUUGCGAGAUGGUGAAGUGGAUUCGCCAGAGAAAGUAUUUUCGUCAUUUUUGGAACUGGGUUGAAUUACUUGUUAUUUUGAUCUCCAUAGCAGCAAUUGCUGUGUCAUUCCUCAAGGCAAAAUAUACCUCUGAGUGUGUAAAGAGGAUACAGAAAAACCCAUACGAGUCGUUCAGUUUUGAUGUUAUUAUAAAGUUGCUGGACUUGGAAACACUGCUGCUAUCACUGGCAAUGUUCUUAAUAACGUUGAAGUUUCUGAGGAUCAUUCGCUUUAAUCCUCACAUUGGCCAAAUGUACGGCACACUUGAGACUUCCGCUCGACCGAUUCUAUCGUUUUCUGUCCUGUUUUUCGUUGCUUGUGUUGCAUUUACACAAUUUUUGUACCUGACAUUUGGGCCUUAUUUGGCCCCCUUUUCUUCGUUUACCAAUUGUCUGCAGGUGCUCUUUUACCAGGUGAUUGGCAAAUCAGUCGGCAAUAGUGAAAUGCAUGAGAUGAAUCCAGCCCUGGCGUACUUCUACAUGUGUUUCUUUUUUAUUGUCAUGUCCUUUAUUUUGAUCAACGUUUUUGUGGCUAUUUUGGUCUUGCCUUACGGAGAGGUCAGGAAAAAGGAGUGUGGUUCUAAAGAUUCAGAUGCAGAACUUGGACGGCUUGUGUACAAAACCGUCUUAAGCAAAUUCAUUGCUUUUCCAGCCAGGUUACUCCAUGUAGUGAAGCUUUCUCGAAAGAGUACACCCCCGAUCUUCUGUCAAAGAAAAGAGUAUUCUGGUAUGUUCAACAGCCCAGAUGACGUUGACGCCGAGAAAAAUACCUUGAUUCCCCCACUGGCCACCCCAGAACAAUCCGAUAUUGAAGAUAUCAACGAUGAAGAGGAAUAUACAUUCCAUGAAAACAUUAAAACUUCUUCACCGGCCAACCCAAAACAAUCUGGUAUUGAAGAUAGCAUUGAAGAAAAGGAGUAUAAAUUCCUUGAAGACAUUAAAGUCCAGUUUACUGAAAUAUCAUCUGAGCUGCAGUUCCUGCACAACUUGAUCAUAGAAGAAAGAAGCGUAAAUCGCCCUGGCAACGCAAAGUAUAUGUAG